This is a messenger RNA of Acanthisitta chloris (rifleman), 1829 nucleotides long. It is a transcript of the gene INTS11, whose product is annotated as cleavage and polyadenylation specific factor 3-like. Gene Ontology annotation, biological process: snRNA processing. NCBI's taxonomy places the organism in Eukaryota, Metazoa, Chordata, Aves, Passeriformes, Acanthisittidae. Gene Ontology annotation, cellular component: nucleus. The record is from RefSeq and is a predicted model, not a curated record.
AUGCCUGAAAUCAAAGUCACUCCCUUGGGAGCUGGGCAGGAUGUGGGACGCAGCUGUAUCCUGGUUUCCAUCGCUGGGAAGAAUGUGAUGUUGGACUGUGGGAUGCACAUGGGCUACAAUGAUGAUAGACGUUUCCCUGACUUCUCCUACAUCACCCAGAAUGGGAGGCUGACUGAUUUCCUGGACUGUGUCAUCAUCAGCCACUUCCACCUGGACCACUGUGGAGCACUGCCCUACUUCAGUGAGAUGGUGGGUUAUGAUGGGCCCAUCUACAUGACACACCCCACCAAGGCCAUCUGCCCCAUCCUGCUGGAGGACUACAGGAAAAUCACUGUGGAUAAGAAAGGAGAAACCAACUUCUUCACUUCCCAAAUGAUUAAGGACUGCAUGAAGAAGGUGGUGGCUGUGCAUCUGCACCAGACAGUGCAGGUGGAUGAGGAGCUGGAGAUCAAGGCUUACUAUGCAGGUCAUGUGCUUGGUGCUGCCAUGUUCCAGAUCAAGGUUGGCUGUGAGUCAGUUGUGUACACUGGUGAUUAUAACAUGACACCAGACAGACACUUGGGAGCUGCCUGGAUUGACAAGUGUCGCCCAGACCUGCUGAUCAGUGAAUCCACCUAUGCCACAACCAUCAGAGACUCCAAAGCUGCAGGGCGCUGCAGGAAAAGAGACUUUCGGAAGAAGGUUCACGAGACUGUGGAAAGAGGAGGGAAGGUUCUUAUCCCAGUUUUUGCCCUUGGACGUGCCCAGGAACUUUGCAUUUUAUUGGAAACUUUCUGGGAAAGAAUGAACCUGAAGGCUCCAAUUUACUUCUCCACGGGGCUGACAGAGAAGGCAAAUCAUUACUACAAACUCUUCAUCACUUGGACUAACCAGAAAAUCCGGAAAACGUUUGUGCAGAGGAACAUGUUUGAGUUCAAACACAUCAAAGCCUUCGACAGAGCCUUUGCAGACAACCCAGGGCCUAUGGUGGUGUUUGCAACCCCUGGAAUGCUGCAUGCAGGACAGUCCCUCCAGAUCUUCAGGAAAUGGGCAGGGAAUGAAAAGAAUAUGGUGAUCAUGCCUGGCUACUGUGUGCAGGGAACUGUGGGCCACAAGAUCCUGAGUGGGCAACGCAAGCUGGAGAUGGAAGGGAGACAAAUUCUGGAAGUGAAGAUGCAGGUGGAGUACAUGUCCUUCAGUGCCCACGCAGAUGCCAAGGGGAUAAUGCAGCUGAUCCGCCAGGCUGAGCCAAGGAAUGUGCUCCUGGUCCAUGGGGAAGCCAAGAAAAUGGAGUUCCUGAAGCAGAAAAUAGAGCAGGAAUUCCAUGUCAGCUGCUUCAUGCCUGCCAAUGGGGAGACCACCACCAUCUUCACCAACCCCAGCAUCCCUGUGGACAUCUCCCUGGGGCUCCUCAAGAGAGAAACAGCCAUAGGUCCCUUACCAGAUGCCAAGAAGCCAAAGCUCAUGCAUGGCACCUUACUCAUGAAGGAUAACAGCUUCCGCCUGGUUUCCUCUGAGCAGGCCCUGAAGGAGCUGGGCCUGGCCGAGCACCAGCUGCGCUUCACCUGCCGCGUGCACAUCCAGGACCCGCGCAAGGAGCACGAGACAGUGCUCAGGGUCUACAACCACCUCAAGGGGGUCCUGAAGGAUUACUCAGUGCAGCAUCUCCCUGAUGGCUCUAUAACUGUGGAGUCCAUUCUUAUCCAGGCCACAGCACACUCAGAGGAUCAGGGAACCAAAGUCCUGCUCGUGUCCUGGACAUACCAGGAUGAGGAGCUGGGCAGCUAUCUCACCUCUCUGCUGAAGAAAGGCCUUCCCCAGAGCACAACCUGAGAGCAGAGCACAGGAGG